Messenger RNA from Ilyonectria robusta, 2890 nucleotides. RefSeq names its product sulfate transporter family-domain-containing protein. The transcript has 4 exons. The record is from RefSeq and is a predicted model, not a curated record. Gene Ontology annotation, molecular function: sulfate transmembrane transporter activity. NCBI's taxonomy places the organism in Eukaryota, Fungi, Ascomycota, Sordariomycetes, Hypocreales, Nectriaceae. Gene Ontology annotation, biological process: transmembrane transport. The coding region runs from base 246 to 2705 and encodes 819 amino acids. Gene Ontology annotation, cellular component: membrane.
CGGCCCACAACGGCCUGCGAUGGCCGAUGAGUCGUUGCAAUUGUGGUCGCCGACCUGGAUCGACUCUCCUCUGCCCUUCUCAUCCGCCUGGUCGCUUCUAGAUCCCCGACACAACGAGCCGCCCGCCCGCCGCCCGAGGCCUAGUAUAUCAUGCUGCUGAAACGCCGUCUUUCUUCUCCCUCUCAACAUUCUCCGCCCUUCAGAGACACUUGGUUCUGGCCUUCCACCCUCUACCGCCCUCCAUCAUGGCGUCUCAGAAGGUCUCCCACUUCAUAACCAGCUCUGUCCUCGGGAUAGACGUCAAUGAACGCUAUUCCAGACUUCCCCAGGAUCUCGACGAACGAGCCAAGAAGGCUCUCGCCCCCGCCGACAUCUAUCUCGAGGAUGAGCCGUCCGUCGCUGAGUGGUUCAAGGAGCUGGCCCCUAGCAAAGCCGGUGCCAUCCAAUAUGUGCAAGAAUUGUUCCCCUUUGCAACAUGGAUCAGCAGAUAUGGCCUCAACUGGCUGUUGGGUGAUGUGAUUGCCGGCAUCACUAUUGGUUUGGUCGUCGUCCCUCAGGCCAUGGCUUACGCUCUCCUCGCCCAACUUACACCAGCCCACGGUCUCUAUACAUCCUUCACUGGUGCCGUGUUGUACUGGGUCUUCGGCACGUCGAAAGACAUUGUUAUUGGCACAACCGCCGUCGGAUCCCUCCUUGUUGGACAAGUUAUCGGUCACGUCAACGACAAAUCGCCGGGAGAAUACACCAACGAAGAGAUUGCCCAUGCCCUUAGCUUGAUGUCGGGGGCUGUUCUACUCUUCUUUGGACUCUUCCGACUGGGGUGGAUCAUUGAAUUCAUCCCAUACAUCCCUAUCUCAGCCUUCGUUACUGCCGCAAGUAUCACCAUCAUGUCGACUCAAGUCCCUAGUGCGCUCGGUAUUACGGGCAUUGACACGCGAGACUCCCCUUACAAAGUCAUGAUCAACACACUCAAGUCGUUGUCCGACAUCAAGCUUGAUGCUGCGAUUGGUAUCACAUCUAUCGUCUCGCUGUUCGCGAUUAGGGACCUCUGUGCCUACAUGGAAAAGCGACACCCACGCAUGAAGCGCACUUGGUCCUAUGUCUCCUCCUUGAGAUUGACAUUUGUCAUGGUGCUCUUCACCCUCAUCAGCUUCCUUGUCAACAGGGGUCUUCCUUUCGAAGAGUCCAAGUUUAGGAUCGUCGGGAAGAUUGAGUCCGGUUUCCAACGCGCCAGCAUUCCGACGCCGAGCACUGGCUUGCUCGGUGCCGUCAUGCCCCAGUUGCCAGCCGUGGCAAUCAUUUUGGUUAUUGAACACAUCGCUAUUGCCAAGGCAAUGGGAAGGCAAUAUAAUUACACCAUCAACCCCUCGCAGGAGAUUGUCGCAUUGGGCGCCGCCAAUAUCUUCAGUCCCUUCAUGGGCGGCUAUGUCUGCACCGGCUCUUUUGGAGCUUCCGCCGUCCUUUCAAAGGCUGGCGUCAAGACUCCCAUGGCAGGUGUCUUCAGUGCACUGGUUCUCGUCCUUGCAUUGUACGUGUUGACCGCUGUCUUCUACUACAUUCCCAAGGCUGCACUUGCCGGUCUGAUCAUCCAUGCCGUCUGCAAUCUCAUCGCCCCACCAAAGAAGUUGUACACCUACUGGCAACUGUCGCCUCUGGAGAUGUGCAUUUGGGUAAUUGGCGUUGUCGUGGCCAUCUUUGACACGCUCGAGACGUCCAUCUAUGUUGGCACUGCUCUCUCCAUUGCGCUGCUUCUUUUCCGCCUCGCUCGCACAAAGGGUAACUUCCUCGGGCGGGUUAGAGCGCAUCGAAUUGUGAACGAAGAGGACGAGGUGAAUGAGUCACGUCGGAGCUCCAGCGACAACACUCUACAUGGCGAGACGGAAUCCCGUGAAGUUUUCUUGCCUCUGGAUCGCAAAGAUGCCUCAAACCCUGGCAUUGAUGUCGAGUCACCAUAUCCCGGCAUCUUUAUUUACCGCUUCAGUGAGGGAUAUAACUACACGAACCAAGCGUACCAUAUCGACACGUUGGUUCAAUACCUCAUGGACAAGACUCGUCGCAUGUCGGAGGAGCAUUAUGAGAAGGAGUCUGAUCGACCCUGGAAUGAUGCCGGCCCUCGGAAGCACGAUUGUCAUUCCGCCAACCUUCCCUAUCUUCGAGCGGUCGUACUCGACUGUUCUGCUGUGAACAACCUUGACAUCACCUGCAUCCAGGGCCUCGUUGACUUGCGAAACUCUCUCGACCGGUACUCCGCUCCGGACGCUGUGGAGUGGCAUUUCGCCAGUAUCAACAAUCGUUGGGCUCGCCGUUCCCUUGCCAGCGCCGGCUUCGGGUUUCCCACUUCUCAGAACACCGAGGCCCUUGCUAGCUGGAUCCCAGCGUACUCAAUAGCCACCACAUUGACGGAGUGGAACACGAACAUCAACCCAGACCAUUGUCAUGAGUCAGACAUUGAGUCGGGCACUGCAUGCGUCGAGGAUUCCGUCCCGGGACAAUCCUCCGAGGAAGAGGAGGAGAAGACGGUUAACACGCCGAGUGGACGCAACACUAAGGCCAAAGAAGUGUCAUCCUCGUCUUCAUCGAGCAAUCAUCAGCCAAUGGCCGCCAUUUAUGGCGUUGACCGGCCCUUUUUCCACAUGGAUUUAGUCGAUGCGGUGGCGGUAGCCAUGAAGGAUGCGGAGAACAAGGACAAGAAGCUCCAAAUGUAAGGAUGAUGGGCGAAUACCCCCUGAACGACUUUAUGACUUGCUUUUGGCGUUUUGGCGUAUGGGGUUCUUUGUAAAGAAGACAGAUUGUCCUUGUUAGAAAUGUAUUAGAAGACAACAGCUUAGGUACAAUAUCCACUCAAGACUAGCUAUUAUAAUCGAAGCAACGUCAAAGUGUGCGCUUUAAA